GUGAAAUAAAGGCGUUUUUUUACAAUUAGUAUUUGCCUGGAUUGAAUCUUAUAUGAAGAAAAUUAUUUCUCUGGCACUAUUGUUAAUUCUACGUACUAUAUUCUGAUGCAAAUGUGUUAAAAGGAGUUGAAUCCUUGUGCCAUAGUAAAUCGUAUACGGGAUAUAGCUCUAAGACUGUUUAAAGACCGCUACAACUGCUGCACACCAUGCAGGAGCAGCUAAUAGAUUUGGACCCCGUCAAUUCGACGCGUGAACGGUCUGCCUCGAACCAGAGUCGACGCACUUCGGGCGCGCACUACGAUUUCGAAAUACCAUUUUCUUCUGUCCAAGAGGAAGGAACCCCGUUCCCAACGACCAAGGCGAAAGGCGGAUGGCGUCGAGUGCUUGAACAACGAUUGCCUAUAAUCUCAUGGGCACCUCGAUACAACCGGCUGUCGGCCAUUGCUGAUCUGGUGGCUGGCAUCACGCUUGGACUGACGUUGGUGCCACAGAGCAUCGCGUACGCUGCGCUGGCGGGGUUGCCCGUGCACUAUGGACUCUACUCUUCGUUUAUGGGUACACUCCUAUACAUGUUCUUCGGGACGGUAAAGGAGGUGAGCAUCGGGCCGACGAGUCUCAUGGCGCUGUUUGUACUGCAGACCUGUCAUGGGCUGCCCAUACAGUAUGUUGUGCUGCUCGCGUUUCUGUCUGGAGCUGUGGUCAUGCUUAUGGGACUGCUGCGACUAGGGUUCCUUGUGGAUCUAAUAUCGCCUUCAGUGACAAGCGGCUUCACGUCGGGUACCGCCGUCAUCAUCGUCGUAACACAACUGAAGGGGCUGCUCGGCCUCAGCUUUUCUGCGGAGUCCAUUCCUGAGAACCUGGCCAAUAUUGUGCAGAAGUGGGGUCAGGUGCAGGUGCCUGAUGUGUUAUUGAGUAUCGUGUGCUGCACGGUGUUGCUGCUGCUUAGGAAACUCAAAGACAUCGAUGUAGGCCCAAAACGCGCCGUUCUGAAACGAGCUCUAUGGGUGACCUCCAUCAGUCGUAACGCGUUAGUGGUCACGUGCGCUGCCUUCUUCGCGUACCAUGCCUGCGACCACGACAAACCAUUCAUCAAGCUUUCUGGCAAAGUAGAACCAGGCCUGCCGCCCUUCUCACUGCCUCCAUUCAGCGUACCUCACGGCAACGGCACCACAAGCUUCAUCGAGAUGGUGCAAGAGCUAGGCUCGGCGGUCAUCAUGUUGCCGAUCGUCAUGGUCCUCGCGAACAUCGCUAUCGCGAAGGCUUUCUCAUCGGGCGGCCGCGUAGACGCAACGCAAGAAAUGCUGACACUAGGCAUAUGCAAUAUGGCGGGGUCUUUCUUACACUCCAUGCCCACCACCGGCGCCUUCACGCGGUCCGCUGUGUCGCAUUCCAGUGGCGUUCAGACGCCAGCCGCUGGACUUUACUCAGCUGUCAUCGUGCUUAUGGCGCUGCGGUUUAUGACAUACUACUUCAAGUUCAUUCCAAAAGCCUGUCUCUCGUCGGUACUCAUCUGCGCCGUCAUUUUCAUGAUUGACUAUGGCACGGUGUUGCGUUUGUGGCGCACGUGCCGCUCGGAGCUGGCGGUGCUGCUACUGACAUUCGUUGUGUGCCUUGUGGACAGCGUAGAACGCGCUGUACUAGUUGGUGUGCUGGCCGCCACCGCCGUGCUGCUGCGUGGGGUUAUGCGGCCCGCGAUUCACCGGCACACUGUGCAGGUGGGUGGCAUAGAAGCGGCGCGCGUGCGACCUACGCUGGCGCUAAUAUUCCUGAACGUAGAACACGUUACGGCCCGCGUGACCGCGGCUGCGCGGACGCGGCCUAACGCCCCGCUGUUGCUGGACUGUAGCGCGCUGUCGCUCAUCGACGACGCCUCACGACAGGCGUUGGAACGUUUAGUUAAAAAGUUCAAGAGCGUUGACCAGAAACUGGUUGCAUAUAACGCGUCUCCGGAGGUAUUAAAGAAUCUCCAACGAGUGGAAGGUUUAGAUCAACGCGCAUUAAGUUCCACCACUGCGAUGGAGGCGCUCACAGCUGUUUCCGAACCAAAUGAACACAUUGUCGAGACCACGGCGCUGCUGAAAAAGUAGCCGAUUGAAUGGAUUCUUAAUGAACGUAUAGCAUUCCGAAGGGUUGUAAUAGCUUUAAGCUUCUGUAAUAAAACCUUUGAUAUGAUGAAAAUGCGAGUUUAAAAAGUUUUAUGAACCUAUAAAGUGUGCUGUGAUUUUUAGACUUAUUAAUUACUUAAUCUUAGCAAAAUCUCAGUAUUAUACAACUGAGUGGUAAUAUAAACAAGUAUGAUAAUACUUGUAACAUGCCAAAAAUGUAUAAUACGUUUAUGCCAAUUAUGUAUGUUACGUUUUUAAGAUGUAUUGUAGGUUUAUGCGUAAAGUAUAAGAAACUUAUUUUUUAUUUGUAUAAUCUUUAAAUCACUGUAGAUACUUAUAGUGUUGUAAAUAUACAAAAUAGUAUACUAUAGUGUCCAUAGCGUUAGAAGUAAGUAAGAAAAUAACUACAUAUAUAGGAAUUGUUAAUAAAAUAUAUUAACUUCA
Messenger RNA from Cydia pomonella (codling moth), 2549 nucleotides. RefSeq names its product sodium-independent sulfate anion transporter-like. The transcript is spliced from 11 exons. Gene Ontology annotation, biological process: transmembrane transport. NCBI's taxonomy places the organism in Eukaryota, Metazoa, Arthropoda, Insecta, Lepidoptera, Tortricidae. Gene Ontology annotation, molecular function: secondary active sulfate transmembrane transporter activity. The coding region runs from base 207 to 2087 and encodes 626 amino acids. Gene Ontology annotation, cellular component: membrane. The record is from RefSeq and is a predicted model, not a curated record.